Ricinus communis (castor bean) is the source of this 3550-nucleotide messenger RNA. RefSeq names its product E3 ubiquitin-protein ligase RNF14. Gene Ontology annotation, cellular component: ubiquitin ligase complex; cytoplasm. NCBI's taxonomy places the organism in Eukaryota, Viridiplantae, Streptophyta, Magnoliopsida, Malpighiales, Euphorbiaceae. The record is from RefSeq and is a predicted model, not a curated record. Gene Ontology annotation, molecular function: ubiquitin conjugating enzyme binding; ubiquitin protein ligase activity; zinc ion binding. Gene Ontology annotation, biological process: ubiquitin-dependent protein catabolic process; positive regulation of proteasomal ubiquitin-dependent protein catabolic process; protein polyubiquitination.
AUUCAAAUGAGGAAAUGAGAGAAUACUAAUUCUACUACCGACGCUGUCUGACCCAUUCACUGAUGAAUCCUGCAGCCUCAAGCCAACUUCUUCCUCUGUUUUACUUCUUUUUGUCUUUUCAAAUCAAAAUCAAGAAAGGAAUAAUGCUUAAUUCAAUGUGGGUUUCACGGUGGAUGUUAGGUUUUUAUGAAUUUGACGGGGUGAUGACUGUAUUGUUGGCAAGACUUGCAUGCUUACACCAACAACGCUUUUAAGCCAGUAACCUUCUUUUCUUUCUCUCUUUUGUAAUUCAUAUAGUUACAGUCUUUCUUUGCUUUAUUUUUAUUUUUUGUAAUUCUAAUUCCUGGAAGAAUUUUUGAGAAUCAUGUACUCUUCCUACCGCUUAAAAAGCUUCUCUGUAACUCUUUUUGUCUUCUCCAGUCUAUAAGCUCAUUUGAUUGCUCAAUUCUUCAUACAGUAUACUUAUGAUAUUUUGCUUAUGAUGGAGGCAAUGGAGAUGAUAGAGUUGUGGAAUGCCGUGAGCGGUGGUGAGUUUUUUCAGUGAUUAUUUGAUUAGAGAGGGGAAAAUUAUUUAGAGUAAGGAUGGUUGAAUUAAGCAAUAAUCUUGAUUAUUGAAUUAGUAUGCAAUUCAUGCACUUCAUUGAGUUUGCAACUUUGCGCUCCUCAUUUGAAAAAGAAGAAAAAGAUCUAAAUGAAUUAAAAAUAAUGAGUCUUGUGCUGAGAUGGCCCAAAAAAAAUCAAGAGUAUUUAUUUAGCUGCUGGAAAAGUUUCAGUGGUCAAAUUCAACCUGGAUCCAACGUCUUUUAUUAAGUUAUAGGCUCUUUAUUAGUUUGGUCCAAAGAUAUACGAAGUGAUGGAAACCAAAACUAAAACUAACGGAUUGAACAGCUGGUCGUCUCUAAAUUCUGAGUUAAUUCAUGAGUGGUUAUUAGAGCCCGCCCUGUCCAAGAAUGUACCACAGAUAAUUUUUCUGUUGUAAAUAAAAGUUCCUUCAUUGCGAAUUUAAGAUUACAGUAAUAAAAAAAUCGAUAACGGUGAUAAUUCGAAACGCUCGCACCAUCUUCAACCUCCAGAAACAACAGACUAAACUUCGUAUGUAAACCCGCUAUGAGAAGGACUAAAGGACGAGGCGGCGGUGGCGGCAAAACCCAACAUCACCAUCUUUAUGAAAGUUGGGCCGUCAAAGCUGACGACAACAAACCGCAUCAUCAACCUCAAGAACAAGAACAGCAAGAAUCCAAUAUUGAAUCUUCUUCUAUCACCUCAAUUUCAUGUCAGCAACAAAAAUCUCAUGAUACUUACCAAAACCCCAAGUGGGUUUCGCGUAACGGGCCUAGCCAUUCAUCAAAACAUGAUUUUGUAGAGAAUUUUGAAUUGGGUUCUCCAAAAUCUGGACCAAGUUUGAUUGCUGAAGUUGGCUCUUCGAAUAGGGAGCUUGAAAAUAAGGAAAACAACGAUGUGGGAUUAAAUAAAAGUAAAAGUAAAUACGGCAAAGAAGGAUAUGAAACGAAGGAUGGAGUAGACGAUGUUGAGUGUUUGUUGGAGAAGCUGCGGUUAGGUGUCGACGAGCCAGAGUUGUCUGAGGAGCAGCUCAGGAAUAAUGAUCAGCUGCAAGCGGAUGAGUUGCUUGUGAUGGAGUCCAUUUAUGGAGAGAAUGUCUUCAUUCUUAACAAGAAAGGAGGCCUAAGAUCUUUUCAGAUUCUCAUCCAUAUUGAAGCUACUGGUGAACUUUCUGUUACUGCAAAGCUUAAUUCAUUACAGGACCUUAAGAUGAAAAGUGAAAGUGACUACUCAUAUUCAUUCAGAAUUCAGUAUCUUCCACCAAUUGUUCUAACUUUCUUAUUACCUAAAUCAUACCCGAGUCACCUACCACCUUUUUUUACCAUUUCAGUUCAGUGGUUGGAUUCCAUUAAAAUUUCCAAUCUGUUCUAGCUGGACACAAUAUGGAUGGAAAAACCAGGCCAGGAAAUUAUAUAUCAGUGGGUGGAAUGGCUGCAGACUUCUUCUCUUUCUCAUCUUGGGGCUGAUCAAGAGAUAACACUUGGUCCUUAUGUACAUUCUGAAGACAUGCGUGCAGUUUCAGGAAGUGUCUCCCCUGAAGUUGAUAUUCCUUCAUUGAGGAGUUAUAAUGAUGAGAAGUGCCAUGAGAACUUUCGCCUUAACUUGCAUGAAUGCCUCAUCUGUUACAGUGAAUACACUGGCAGCGACUUUAUCAGGCUACCUUGCCAGCACUUUUUUUGUUGCACAUGCAUGAAGACUUAUUGCGGCAUACAUGUUACAGAAGGCACUGUGAAUAAGCUUCAAUGUCCAGAUGCGAAAUGUGGGGGUAUGGUACCUCCUGGUUUAUUGAAACAGUUGCUUGGUGAUGAAGAAUAUGAACGUUGGGAGUCUUUAAUGUUACAGAAAACACUAGAUUCCAUGUCUGAUGUUGCCUAUUGCCCACGAUGUGAAACACCCUGCAUUGAAGACGAAGACCAGCAUGCACAGUGCUCCAAAUGCUUCUUUAGCUUUUGUACACUUUGCAGGGAGCGACUCCAUGUAGGCGAAGUAUGUUUAACACCAGAAUUAAGGCUCCGUGUCUUAGAGGAGCGCCAGAAUUCGUCUCAGCUCAAAGACAAGCAAAAGCUUAGGGAGCGCGAGAUGAUCAAUGAACUUCUUAGUCUCAAGGAAAUACAUCGUGAUGCUAAGCAAUGCCCAUCUUGUAAGAUGGCAAUCUCAAGAACUGAAGGUUGCAACAAGAUGGUCUGUAAUAAUUGUGGGCGGUACUUUUGCUACCGCUGCAACAAAGCCAUUGAUGGAUAUGAUCAUUUUAGGGAUGCAUGUGAACUAUUCCCACGAGAAGCAAUUGAACAGUGGGAGAGGCAGAUGAAUGCCCGCCAGAUUGUGGCUCAGGUUCAAGCUGAGCUGUUUUCUGAGCAUGCUCACAGGUGCCCUAAUUGUGGUCAAGAUAAUGCAAAGGUUGGGAAUAACAAUCACAUCUUUUGCUGGGCAUGCCAAAAUCACUAUUGUUACUUGUGCAAAAAGAUCGUGAGGCGCAGUGCUCAGCAUUUUGGGCCCAAGGGUUGCAAGCAGCACACGCCUGGAUAGAUGCUAACCACCCUAUUUGAAGAGGAAAGUCAAAGACUUGGUAAACAGCAUGGUUAUUUGAUCCACUCUGCAGAUUGCAGAUAAAGAGUUACAUGAUGGCUACAUAUAUUUUACCAUUUAAUGUUCAGUGGUUGGAUUCCAUUAGGACUUCCAAUCUCUGUUCCAUGCUGGAACUUUAUAUUAUAUGGAUGGAACUACCAGGGCAGGAAGUUUUAUAUCAAUGGGUCGAAUGGUUGCAGACUUCUCAUCUUGGGGCUAAUCAUGAGAUGACACUUGGUGAGAGCUACAAUGAUGGUUAUGGUAUAGUGGAUGGUUAGGCUGAAUAUAGUUGAUAGUGAUGGUUGGUGACAUUAUAGAUCAGAAGGGUGUUAGAAAGUUUCUGAUCUAUUUGUUAAAAAAUUAAAAUUUAUUUAUUUAACGGCUCGAUACAAAUUCAGGAUCAAAUUAACCCUUUUUCUGGAAA